Molecule: messenger RNA, 2190 nt
Organism: Daucus carota subsp. sativus
Lineage: Eukaryota; Viridiplantae; Streptophyta; Magnoliopsida; Apiales; Apiaceae
Product: glutamate--tRNA ligase, chloroplastic/mitochondrial
Exons: 14
Coding region: 220-1998 (592 amino acids)
Biological process (GO): glutamyl-tRNA aminoacylation
Cellular component (GO): mitochondrion
Molecular function (GO): zinc ion binding; glutamate-tRNA ligase activity; ATP binding
Source: RefSeq, a predicted model, not a curated record
GAAAAGAGGUGAAUCGGGUCGGGUUAUAAAACUAAGAAUCGGGAGGGAUAAGGCUCCUGCUGUCUGCUGUUGCUGACUACUCAAGCUUGCUUCCAUCUGCACCUAUUUAUUCAUCUCUAUCAAACAUACACACACUACUCACAUCAUUUCAUUCACAAGUCUGUGUGUGUGGAAAUUUGUUCGCGGAAUAAAUUGAUAGACUAAUAAUUUUCAGAAUACAUGCAAGUCGGAAGUAUUCAAAUGCCUACUCUAUUAGAUAGGAUACCGUGGAUGAGGUUUAGGGGUGGAAUUGCUGAGGUGGCGCCACCCUAUUUUCGCCCGUCAGUCUCACGGUCGUUUGUGCAUUGUCGCAAAAACGCCAGUAAUUUAUGUGGUUUUCGUGUGAGUAGUAAUAGAUGUCUGUCAAUAGUCUCUGCUUCGGGAUCUUCUGUUGAUCAAGAGGAUAACGUUGUUCGUGUGCGAUUUGCUCCUUCUCCUACCGGCAAUCUCCAUGUCGGAGGUGCCAGAACUGCUCUCUUUAAUUACUUAUUCGCCAGGUCCAAAGGUGGGAAGUUUGUUCUUCGAAUAGAAGACACCGACCUGGAGAGGUCUACCAAGGAAUCUGAAGAAGCUGUGUUACAAGAUCUUUCCUGGCUUGGACUUCAGUGGGACGAAGGCCCGGAUGUCGGUGGAGAUUAUGGUCCAUAUCGGCAAUCUGAAAGAAAUACACUCUAUAAGCAAUAUGCUGAGGAGCUUUUAAAUUCUGGUCAUGCUUAUCGCUGCUUCUGUUCUAGUGAGGAGCUAGAGAAAAUGAAGGAGAUUGCAAAGUUAAAGCAGCUGCCUCCAGUAUACAGCGGAAAGUGGGCUAGUGCCUCUGAUGAAGAAGUACAAGAAGAACUGGAAAAAGGAACACCAUUUACAUAUAGAUUCCGUGUACCUAAGGAAGGGAGUCUGAAAAUUAAUGAUCUUAUUAGGGGGGAAGUUAGCUGGAACUUUGAUACACUAGGAGAUUUUGUGAUAAUGAGAAGCAAUGGUCAACCUGUUUACAAUUUUUGUGUUACCGUGGAUGAUGCUACCAUGGCAAUCUCACAUGUUAUAAGAGCAGAAGAGCAUCUACCAAAUACUCUAAGGCAAGCGUUAAUAUAUAAGGCCCUUGGAUUUCAAAUGCCUUACUUUGCACACGUUUCUUUAAUUCUAGCUCCUGAUAGGAGUAAAUUAUCAAAACGACAUGGUGCAACUUCAGUUGGUCAGUUUCAGGAGUUUGGAUAUCUACCUCAGGCCAUGGUAAACUAUCUAGCACUGUUAGGUUGGGGAGAUGGUACUGAAAAUGAGUUUUUUACCCUUGAGCAACUAGUUGAGAAGUUUAGUAUCGAGCGCGUGAACAAAAGUGGAGCUAUUUUCGAUGCAACCAAAUUCAGGUGGAUGAAUGGUCAGCACUUAAGGUUACUUCCACAAGAAGAGUUGACCAAGCUUCUUGGUCAUCACUGGAAGAGUACUGGGAUCCUCAAAGAAUCUGAGGGGCUAUUUGUCGAGGAGGCUGUUCAGCUCUUGAAAGAUGCAGUUGAUUUGAUAACAGAUUCAGAGAAAGCACUUUCGGACUUUCUUUCAUACCCUUUAAACGAGACUUUGUCAAGUUCCGAAGCCAAACCUAUACUAGAAGAUAGCAUUUCUGAAUUUGCAGAUAGCUUAUUAGCUGCCUAUGACAGUGGUGAGCUCUUUGAUGCACUAGACCAAGGAAAAUCCGGAUGGCAGAAAUGGGUGAAAAGCUUUGGGAAAUUGGUUAAGCGGAAGGGCAAAUCUCUCUUUAUGCCUCUCCGAGUUCUGCUAACAGGGAAGCUUCACGGCCCAGAUAUUGGAGGUUCUGUGGUUUUGCUGCGUACUUUUGGAACAGGUGAUAUUGUAGGAUCUCAAGUAGGGUUUUUGACACUAGAAGAAAGGUUCAAAUUGCUCAGGGAAGUUGACUGGGAUUCCUUCAAUAACAAGCAGACAGUUUUGGAGUCGAUGACAGUAUCUCAUUAGUUGUUAAUAAAUUAUAAGUUUCUUUUUCCGGAUGAUUGUCAUUUCUGUUUGAUGAAGCUUAUGUCACAAGUAGAUUUCGGUCGUAGUUCAAAGGCUUCUAACAGAAUGAGUUGUUUUCACCUCUUGUACAGCGUGCCUGUGAUGCCAAAUUUUGUCAGUCUAGUAUAUGAGUGAGCUCAACCAUUCAAUAUC